Messenger RNA from Schistosoma turkestanicum, 1254 nucleotides. NCBI's taxonomy places the organism in Eukaryota, Metazoa, Platyhelminthes, Trematoda, Strigeidida, Schistosomatidae. The record is from the annotation of a GenBank genome assembly.
AUGAAUACAACGCCUGUUCAGCUUAAUGAUCGAACUGCAACUGAAAAUGAGAAGAAUGAACAUUUCAUGCAUGCAUUUCAUUGUUUUUUCGAAUUAUUUUCAAAGCCUACUUUCAUCAAUCGGAGUCAAAUGAUGUAUAAUAUUAAGUAUUUGAGUAAGUGUGACAGUAAAUCAUCAUUUUGUCAAUCAUCGAUAUCAAACAGUAUAAAUGAUGACUGCAAACUGUCCGAUACUACUGAUAAUACUACUUUUAAGAAUAACGAAACGACAAAUUUAAAUACUGAUUAUGAUAACAAUAAUAGUAAUAAUAUAAAUCAAGGAAAUAGUAGUAUCUGCAAAGACAGGCAUCAAUCAUCGGUCUUAACAGGAUUUCAGCAAGGCUUCACGAAUCCAUUCAUCAUUCCUCAAUAUCCUUCGAUCAAAAACUGUCAAAAAUUUGUCGAUACAGUGAAUAUGGACGAAAACACAUGUGAAAUUCCCUUAGACUUAAGCAUGCCAUCUACUGUGCACAAACGAGUAACACAAUCAACAAAUACUACUACCCGAUCUACUACACUGUAUAAUCACAAGAGCAAUGAUGAACAAUGGACAUUUUGUCAACUAAAUUGUGAAUAUACUCAAGAAAAUGAGCGCAUUAGUAACAAUAUUCAUAAUAAUGAUUCAUUUAACCAAUUACAUUCAUCUUGUGAAUUCAACACGAAAAGUAAAAAGUGUUGUAAACGUUUUAUGAGUGAAAAAGAUACCCGUAUGAGUGCUGCUGCUGUUGCUGAUGAUGUUGAUCGAAUUGGUAAUGUGAAGAAUCACUGGAAGCGAAAUCACUUCACUGAUAUUGAUAUAAAUCAACGAAUGGCGUAUUUUAUUCAGUGGAACAGACAAUCUAAUCAAUUAGAACAGUCAUCAACUGUCACAUCGUCGUCAACACUGACAACCACCACCACCACAACAACAACAACAACAACAACAGCAACCACACGAUCCAUACCAAAAGUCAACUACACUGAAUGUAGUCCAUCUGGUAAACAACCAGUAACUCGAUGUAAUCAUUGUCAUGUUGUAUUUUCAUCUUUAAAUGAAUUAAAUAAUCAUUUUCUGACAGAGCAUAAUGUUAUACUGCAAGCUGAAAUGGAGCAUACGAAAUCAUGGAAAUCACAUACAAUAGAUGACAGCUGUUUGAAAGUAUGUUUAUCGAAUCUCGUCAUUUUUGUAUUAAAGGCACAUAUACAUGUCUGUGUAUGUAAUGUUAUAGAUCUCUGA